Messenger RNA from Acanthisitta chloris (rifleman), 324 nucleotides. Its product is annotated as ras-related protein Rab-10. Gene Ontology annotation, molecular function: GTPase activity; GTP binding. Gene Ontology annotation, biological process: cellular response to insulin stimulus. The transcript is spliced from 3 exons. The record is from RefSeq and is a predicted model, not a curated record. Gene Ontology annotation, cellular component: Golgi apparatus; recycling endosome; insulin-responsive compartment. The annotation marks the transcript as partial. NCBI's taxonomy places the organism in Eukaryota, Metazoa, Chordata, Aves, Passeriformes, Acanthisittidae.
GCGGGGCAGGAGCGAUUCCACACCAUCACCACCUCCUACUACAGAGGAGCCAUGGGCAUCAUGCUAGUAUACGACAUCACCAAUGCCAAGAGCUUUGAAAACAUCAGCAAGUGGCUCAGAAACAUAGAUGAGCAUGCCAACGAGGAUGUGGAGAGGAUGCUGUUAGGAAACAAGUGUGACAUGGAAGAUAAAAGAGUUGUCCCUAAAGCAAAAGGUGAACAGAUUGCCAGGGAACAUGGUAUUAGGUUUUUCGAAACUAGUGCAAAAGCAAAUAUAAACAUUGAGAAGGCAUUCCUCACAUUAGCAGAAGACAUUCUUCGAAAG